This is a messenger RNA of Glarea lozoyensis ATCC 20868, 1389 nucleotides long. RefSeq names its product PLP-binding barrel. Gene Ontology annotation, molecular function: D-serine ammonia-lyase activity. The transcript is spliced from 3 exons. Gene Ontology annotation, biological process: D-serine catabolic process. NCBI's taxonomy places the organism in Eukaryota, Fungi, Ascomycota, Leotiomycetes, Helotiales, Helotiaceae. Bases 1 to 1389 code for a protein of 462 amino acids. The record is from RefSeq and is a predicted model, not a curated record.
AUGGCAACCUCGGAACUUUACCCCUUCUAUUCCAAAGAGGACCUAACAAAGAAAUUCGUUAGCAAAUCUAUCAAGGAUGUAACACUCCCUGCUGCUGUGAUCGACCGUCAGAAGGUGAAAAGAAAUUGUGAUCGCAUGCUCGACGCUUGUGAGGAGCUGAAAUUUAGAUGGAGAGCUCAUAUUAAGACUCAUAAAACAACUGAGUUGACCAAGUUACAAGUUGGCGAUGGAAAUGGACCAGCCAAUCUCAUAGUCUCCACUAUCAUUGAAGCCGAAAAUGUUGCUCCAUUGCUGCUUGAAUACAAAGCUGCUGGUCGUGCCGUUAACGUUCUAUACAGUUUCCCUGUAACCCCAGGAGCUGUUGAGCGACUCUCACAGUUAAACAAGUCACUCGGACAAAAUGGUCUCUCACUCAUGGUCGACCAUCCAACGCAACUUGAAUCAGUAAUCGCAAUUCACAAAGCAACAUCAAUCGCCCCCUCAAUCUUCCUCAAAAUUGACAUGGGCGGCCGCCGAGCCGGUGUAGUCCCAGAAACCGAAGCCUGCUCUCAACUCAUCACAUCAAUCCUCUCCCUCGAAAAAGCCGGACAAGCUAUAUUCCUCGGUCUCUACUCCCACGCCGGCCACUCCUACAGCAGCAACUCCCAAGACUCAGCCCUCGACUAUCUCCGUCUCGAAUUCGAAUCCCUCCUCACAACCCUCUCAACAGUGCACGCCCAAUCCCCAUCCAAACAACUCAUCCUCUCCGUCGGCGCAACACCCACCACAACAUCCAUCCGCAACCUCCUCUUACCCAACACGCCCGAAACCCCCGCCAUCACCGCGCUCAAGAAAACAAUCAGCCAAAUCCAAUCCCAAAACGCGCUUAUAGAAAUCCACGCAGGGGUUUACCCACUCCUAGACUGCCAACAACUCGCCACCAACGCCCUCCCGACCACCGGUCCAAACGCCCAGCUCACAUUCAACGACAUAGCCUUCACGAUAAUCGCCGAAGUAGCAUCGCUCUACCCCUCCCGCGGCACCGACGGGACCGCAGAAGCGCUUCUCGGCGCCGGCUCCCUCGCACUAGGUCGCGAACCGUGUAAAGCGUAUAGCGGAUGGGGAAUUUUGACGCCGUGGAACCGCGUGGGCGUGUCUAUGCCUAGCGUGCCUUUAGAAGAGUAUAAAGGAUGGAAAGUCGGGCGGAUCAGUCAGGAACAUGGGAUCUUGACUUGGGAUGGGGAGAAGGGGGAGGAAGAGCCGUUGGAGGUGGGGAUGAAGGUUCGGGUGUGGCCGAAUCAUGCUUGUAUUGCUGGGAGGGGGUUUGAUUGGUAUUUUGUUGUUGAUGGGGGGAGGGAGGGGAGGGAGGAUGAGAUUGUGGAUGUUUGGCCUAGGUGGAGGGGGUGGUAG